Lactuca saligna is the source of this 1362-nucleotide messenger RNA. The record is from the annotation of a GenBank genome assembly. NCBI's taxonomy places the organism in Eukaryota, Viridiplantae, Streptophyta, Magnoliopsida, Asterales, Asteraceae.
AUGAAUGAUCACAAUUACAAGAACAACAACACUAAUAGCAUGUUGGGUUUAGCAUAUAGCAACAGAAGCCUCCAGCAAAUCUCUAAAGCAAAUUACUUUGACGAUCAUAUUACCCGGUCCUUAGGCCGGCAUUUGGAGACCAACCCACUUUCAGCAGGAAACAAGAUCACCACUAGCAAAUACACACUUAUAAACUUCCAACCCAGGAAUCUCUUCAUUCAGUUUCAUCAAGUGGCUUACAUAUACUUUUUAGCCGUUGCAACUCUCAAUCAGCUUCCUCCUCUUGUAGUCUUUGGAAGAAUAGUCUCUCUCUUCCCUUUCCUUUUUAUUCUCACAGUAACUGCUAUAAAAGAUGGAUACGAGGAUUGGAGAAGACACAGAUCAGACAGAAACGAGAACAACAAAGAAUCUCUUGUGACAAUCCCUUGUGACAUGGUGCUGAUGUGGAUAAGUGAUCCUAGUGGCCUUGCUUACAUACAAACCAUGAAUUUAGAUGGAGAUUCGAAUUUAAAGACACGUUAUGCUAGACAAGAAACAUCCUUAAUGCCAUUAGGGUCAAUAUCAGGGGUGAAAAACACAAAAUGGGUUAUAGGUGUUGUUGUGUAUGCUGGACAAGAGACAAAAGCUAUGCUAAAUAGUGCAAUUUCCCCUUCAAAAAGAAGCAGACUUGAACAAGCAAUGAACUCAGAAACUAUCUGGUUAUCUAUUUUUGUAUUCAUAUUGUGUCUUGUUGUUGCUAUUGGGAUGUGUUUAUGGCUGAUGAGUCAUCAUGAUGCAAUUGAUACGAUUCCUUAUUAUAGAAAGAGCUAUCUUAUAAAGGGAAAGUUUCCAGGAAAACCGUAUAAAUACUAUGGGAUUCCAAUGGAGACGUUUUUUGCGUUUUUGAGUUCUGUUAUUGUGUUUCAGAUCAUGAUUCCGAUAUCUUUCUACAUCACCAUGGAAUUGGUUCGAUUAGGUCAAUGUUAUUUCAUUAUAGAAGACAAACACAUGUAUGAUAGCAGUACAAACUCAAGGUUUCAAUGCAGAUCCUUAAGUAUAAAUGAAGAUUUAGGUCAAAUUUGUUAUGUGUUUUCUGAUAAAACUGGAACACUUAUUGAAAACAAAAUGGAAUUCAGAAAAGCUUCUAUUUUCGGGAAGCAUUAUCAUAAUCCACCAAUUAUGGAUAAAGAGAAUCCAGAAGCAGACAUGAAAGGAAAGAAGAUAAAAUAUGAUAUUACUGUGGAUCCUGAUCUCAUGGGGUUGAUUCAUAAAGGGCUAAAUGGGAAUGAAAGAAUUUCUGCUCAUGAGUUUUUUCUAACACUAGCAGCAUGUAACACUGUGAUUCCAAUUCUUAGUGAAAGACAUGCUACCCCUUACAAUUAA